AGACAACUCAAGAAAUUGCCGCCGUGAAAAAAGCUCUCGAACAAGUUAUUCGUUUAUCACCACGUGAUUCUAUUGUAGCAAUCUUCCAGCAAUCGUUAAAGGGUUCACCCGAAGUACGGAAUCGGACAAUUAAUUUUUUGUCGAAUGAUUUGAAUCGUUUCAAAGAAGAGUUAUUCGAGAAAGGGGAGGAUGUUGAAGCAUGUUUUGCCAAUGAAGUGAAAAGAGCACUUCAUGAUGCUAGUAUUUCAGAAUUUGAGAUAUUUAUUAAAAUGCUUCUACCGCUUAAGAUAUAUCGACUUGAGAAUAAAGAUAAUUUAAAAGAAUUGGUUAAUGUAUUAAUCAACUCGAUCGUUACAGGAGACGAAAAAUUUGAUCCUACAGACCAUACCAAAGUACAAAAGCUCUUAUUGUGUGGGAAAACUCUUAUACAAUAUUUCGAGAAAGGUGUAAAAAGCACCUCAUUCCUUGCCUUCCUUGUGAACAAAAUCCUACCCAAGGAGAUAUAUUCUAGAUUACAGGAACGACACCAGAAAAUGAUUCUAAGAUUUCUAGCAGAAUGUAUUAGUGGAAAACACAAUGAAGCGACGAUCAAAAAUGCUGCUCCAUUAGUAAAAGAGUUAUUUAUUAAUGAAAUACCACCCCCUGGAGAAGAUACUGAAAUAGAGCCAAAACUUGAUUUGCCGAGAGUCGAAUAUAUUGUUUUUGCUUUAUAUUGCAUUGCUUCUAAGAUUCCAGAAAUAGUUGAAGGACAGGAAAUGAUUUCACGGUUCCGGAACCUCUACGCCGUUGCUAUAAAAUGCAUUUCACGUAUUAAACAAGGAUUGAAGGAUUUACAAAAGCGUGGGUCAAAGGAUCAAGAGACAAUGGAGAAAAUCAAGAAGGCGGAAAGUGGCCAAAUAGUAACAAAUAAUAUAUUAAGCAUGAUAAAGGAAUUAAUGAAGCCCGUAAAAGCCAGGCAUUUCACAAAAAUCGUGCAUUCUUGGAGUACAUCGAUACCAAAUGCUUUAGUUGCUUCCGCAUUGACACCAGUAAAACGAACAGUUGAUGCUGAUUCUUUAGCCGAGGUUCCAACGAAUAAAAAGCAAAUGGUAGAAAAUUUGCGAUCACAAAUGGUUCAGAAAUCCAAUUUCUCUCAAAAUACAAAAUCUUCUCGUGCUGGCCAAAUUCCAAGUCGUCAACAGUUUAGUAAAGACAUCCCUAGAAUUGCCGGUGUGGUUCGUAAUAACGGGAGUAACGGUGGCAGUGACAGAAGGUCUAAGAUAGAUAGAAACAGUGCCCAAAAUAGCCAAGCAAAUUUAUACGUUCCACCACCUAGAAGAGGUAAUGUGAAGUUUUUUGCUCAUUGA
Dentiscutata heterogama is the source of this 1346-nucleotide messenger RNA. Lineage: Eukaryota; Fungi; Glomeromycota; Glomeromycetes; Diversisporales; Gigasporaceae. The record is from the annotation of a GenBank genome assembly.